UUGCACCUCUGCCACAUCACACAAGACAGAGUUGGCUGAAUGGGGAACUAGUGCGUUAAAGGCUUAGCACGUGUAUGUUGCGUUUUAGGCGCACUGUCUGAAUGGUGCAUUUAUAGGCUUAUAUUGGAAAUCUUGAGUCAUUACUAAUAACCAGACGUUCAGGAGGGUAAUUCCGCGCCUGGACCACCAUAGUGAUUAUUUGAUUUCGUUUCAGUUUGUACCGGGAGAUAAUUUACUAACAUUACGAGUUCGGUUUAUAUUUAACGGGAUCUGUCAGCCUAUUCACCGGAUUUACGAUAAAGUGUAGCUCAGCAUCGCCCAUUGUGAUAUUAAAACCCGUCAUUUUACUCUGAUAGCUGAACCACGAUGGAGGUCAGUGCCGAAAAAUCAAAGAUACUCUCUAAUGAGAGAGACUAUGCUCUGAAACCGUUAGACCACAAAGUGAUCCCCGACAGCAGUGUGGGUGCAGAGGCGCAGAGACCCACAUGGAGUGGGCGGCUGGAGUUCAUCCUGGCAUCGGUGGGAUACGCGGUGGGGCUGGGCAAUGUCUGGAGGUUUCCUUACCUGUGCUACAGCAGCGGUGGAGGUGCUUUUAUGGUCCCUUAUCUCAUCAUGGUGCUCCUGUGCGGCAUUCCUCUGCUCUUCAUGGAGUUUUCUGUUGGGCAGUACACUCGUUUAGGGCCAGUGCAUGCUUUCGCCAAAAUCUGUCCCUUGUUAAAAGGUGUUGGUCUGGCCACAGUUGUUAUCUCCUUUGUGUUCUCCACGUACUACAAUGUGCUCAUGAGCUGGGCACUUUACUAUUUCUUCAACUCGUUUGAAUCGACCCUCCCCUGGACUUCCUGCAACAACACCUGGAAUCUUGUCGAAAAUUGUUCCAGUGGUUUCCCUGGCAACGCCACCCACCUGCAGUCUGCCAGCCAGCAGUUCUUUGAUCACAGACUUUUGCAGAAAACCAGUGGCAUUGAAGAGACUGGCGGUAUCCGCUGGGAACUCUUUGGCUAUCUCAUUAUUUCAUGGGUCGUCGUGUAUUUAUGCAUAUUUAAAGGAGUCAAAUCCACCGGCAAGGUUGUGUAUUUCACUGCCAUAUUUCCGUACUUCAUUCUGUUUGCCCUGCUCAUUAAUAAUGUGCAGCUUCCCGGAGCCAAGAAUGGUAUCCUCUACUUUGUGACACCUGUCUGGAACAAACUGUUUGAAGUGAAGGUGUGGGUUAAUGCAGCUGCCCAGGUGUUUAACUCCAUUGGAAUAGCAUUUGGCUCCAUGAUUUCAAUGGCUAGUUACAACAAGUUCAACAACAACAUUCUCAGGGAUGCAUUAAUUGUGUCGAUUACCAACUCGUUCACCAGUAUCCUGGCUGGCUUUGUGAUCUUCUCAGCCAUUGGCUACAUGGCUCACAUACAUAACCUACCAGUGGACAACAUAGCUACAGAUGGUCCUGGUUUGGUGUUUGUUGUGUACCCUGAAGUCCUCUCCACCAUGCCUGUCUUUCAGCUGUGGGCCCCUCUGUUCUUCUUUAUGCUGCUGUGUCUUGGCCUGGACAGUCAGUUUGCCACAGUUGAGGUGGCUGUAACAUUCAUAAAAGAUGAGUUUGGAGCCCAAAUUCUACGUUUCCUCAAGAGAGAAGAGCUGCUGGUCCUGGCUGUGUGCAUCAUUGGCUUCAUCCUGGGUAUCCCUCAUGUUACCAAGGGAGGUAUUUAUGUGUUUCAGCUGAUGGACCACUACACUGCUGUGGUCUCCCUCGUGUUCCUGGCUUUCUUUGAAGUUGUCGCUGUCUGCUGGAUCUUUGGUGUCCCACGCAUCUGCUUGAUGGUCAAGAGGAUGCAAGGAAAAACUCCAAACAUAUACUUUCGUCUCUGUUGGCUGGUGCUCUGUCCUGUGUUGGUGCUGUGUAUACUGAUCUCCAGCAUCAUCCAGUACACUCCUGCUCGCUAUGGGAAGUAUACAUACCCAGGGUGGGCUGAAGGGGUGGGCUGGUGUGUCUCACUGGUCUCCAUAAUCUGGAUCCCACUUGGAGCCAUGCAAGAGAUCUGUAGCAACAAAGGCUCACUUCUUCAGAGACUUAAAGCAACUUUGAUUUCAUCAAUAGACAUGGAUGCUGAGGAUCCACUGCCGGAAAAACAAAACCUAGACAGUUCGGUGACUGAAACCUUGCUUACUUAAGUGGCAUGACUAGAAAUACAGGCAAAGCCAUGUCUGUGAGUCACAGACAGAGAUGCACUGUUAAGGGUACUUUUUAGUGAUGGAAAGAAAACAUAUUUACACUGAGAUACACAAUGUCUCUAUUCUAAAAUGAUCAUUUUAUGCUGUUUGUUCUUCCAGGACAGAUUCCUUACUAUGUAUCUCGAGCACAAUGGACAUUUGUAGUGCUUUGAAAGCUUAAGACACACACAUCAUUUGUGCCUGGUACAAUUUGUAUAUUUAAAAAUCUCAGAUUUUGUCCAUCAACUAAAGAUUGUUUUAAUAUAAUUUAAUUAAAUUUAGGCAUGAGUGCGUGUGUGCCCUGUCCAGACUAGUCAGGUGUUUAUUCCAACCAAAGACUGAAAUGUAAAUGAUUACUUCCUCCGCUUUGGUUGAUUAAUCAGUAAACAUGCCUUGUAUAUGCAGUGAUGUUUUCUCUUGCAUUGUAAAUAAGACUGUAUUAUGCAUCUAUGUUAGAGGCAUUCAGAGGUUUAUUAACUCUUUAGCUUAAUACAUAGACUUAAUCCUUCAAGGACACUUUCCUUUAUAAGAUACAUCAUGAAGGGGCUGAAGAGGCCUGUCCCAUUCAAAGGUCUCCUCCAAAUGCAGCAGGGAAAUGACACCUUCUUUUGACCAAACCCAGCUGUCUUUGUGGCCUUAAACCCCAUAAAACAUUGUGCUGUUCUGUUGUUUAAUGUAGAGUUUGAGUCAAGUUUGUUUUUGGCGGUCAUCACCUGGAAUCACCCAAUUAAAAAAAAAACACUACAAUGUAUUUCAUAACAGAAAAAGUUAAAAAGUUAAAUGGUUACAAGAUCUUUUCUCAUAAUUAUGAGAAAAGAUCUCAUAAUUAUGAGAAAAGAUCUCAUAAUUAAGAGAUCAGGAUCUCGUAAUUACGAGAUCUUUUCUCGUAAUUACGAGAUCAGGAUCUCGUAAUUACGAGAUAAGGUGUCUAAUUUUUUUUAUCCAGUGAAUGCAAUGCACUAAUAACUGACAUGCUUUAAUGCAUCAAUAGUUUUGACCUGUGAGAGGAUGGACUGUCUCACUGUAGUAGGAAGAGUGGCUUUAAGUGGUCUACAGAUUUGGGUGAGGAGAGCAGCGGUUCCCAACCUUUUUCUGCAGGGGGCCAUUUGUCUAUCAUUGAGUAAACUGACGACUCCUGACUCGGUGACAUAUUUUAUUCGUAUUAUAUUCAAUAAUAUGUGUAACAAUAACAGUGCAGAACAUCUGGUACACUACACUUUUAGGUCAAAUAGUAAACAAAUGACUUUAUUUGAAAAAAUGUUAAGAAUCAUACAUACUAACUUUGCAUUUUUUGGUCAAAUUCAGUGUUUUCUUCUCUCUGACACUUUGCCAUUGUGCUGUUAGCUCUUUGGUUGUCUGAACUGCAUACUUUUCUAAUGCAGGACGAAGUUGUUAAACAGAGUAGUGUGUCUCUGUGAAUACAGCUUGUGUUCAGGUCUUCACUGUGUCCUUAUCUUGUGAGAUUUUGUUUUCUUACAUCCCUUAAAAUCAAGAAGGUCUUGCGACCCCCCAUGCAGCUUUGAUGAUCCAUAGUGGGGGUCAGGACCCCCAAGUUGGGAACCAGGGCUUUUGAGAUUUCAGCCUCUGAUCUGGGACUCAGCUUGUGUCUUAAGCGGGAUUUAUACUUGUGCGUCUAUGCACUUGGCCUACGCUGUUGUGAGAAUUUAUACUUGUGCGGUGGUGUGUCUGUGUUGCUCUGCAGUUACACUUCCAAAACAGUAGUCUGCGGCGGAGUUUCUGUGGAGUGCUGUAAAGUUUAGUUGAUUCACAACACACAUUAAAGAUGGCUUAAUAGAGACAAUUUCAAACACAAGUACACAAAUUGGCUUCACUAUAACAUAGACAAUGCACUUGUCUUUUGCUGGACACAUUUUCCACGCAAAUUCAACCUGCUAAUGUUAUUAGCACAAGUCUAUGCCAUUUUACAUUGUAUAAAUUAGCCUAGCAGCUAGUGGAGUUUUCCUCUAUUCAUAUAAAACCAGGGACAACAGCAACAUUUAACAAAGGUAACUUUACAAAAUUCGGCUACAUUACAUUUCACAAGACUCACCAACAAAACAACUGUCUUAUACUAAACACGUUUUCCAAACAAAUUUAACAUGCUAAUUGUUAUAUUUACAUCGACGCAGAGCCUAAGGCGUCAAUUUUAUGCAGAGGUAUAAAUCCUGUGUUAGCCUGAAUGGAAGCUAGAGACAGACAGUGACACUAGUGUGGAUAUAUAUAUUAUAGCAUUUUAACUUUCCAGUGCCUUAACAUCCUUCACAUAAAGUCAAAAACCCUGAACACACAUUGGCAUAAACAAACCCAGACUAAUACCAUUUUUCACGUAAAUGUUUUACAUGGAAUGUAACUGUAAUGUUAUUGUAGAUUUCUCUAAAAUGUACUAUUAAGAUUUUUUUUUGUUCAGUGUUGCAAAGCUUCAGAGAGACUGAUUUGUGGCUGUAAACAAGUGAGUGAUGUGAUCCAGGAAGCAGGUUAAUGUUGCACCGAUGUGAACUGAGGUCCUUCAAAGGUGAAUCAGUGCUGGGAAUUUCUCUGAUCUCUGCGGGCUGAGGAAUAGGUUAUUUCUUAGCAAUGCAUCUGACAUUAUUUUUUUAACUUUCUUGGAGCAGGAAACUCACAAGAGAUUUUGAGAUUAUAAAUGGUGCCUUUGAUCUGCUUCCAUAAAGAUGAAUUGGGCUAAUGAGGGUAGAUAAUCCAGAGGAGGGCAACACUUAUCUGGUAAUCUGGUUACUCUCCAUUCAGGGUCUAUUGUAUGACCCAAAAUCUGCAGUUAAUCACUGACUGUUUUAUCUCUGGUCUGAACACAGACGGAAACCAAAAAAAGUUCACGUUGGUGAUAAGUAAUUUAUUUCAACUCGAGCUUUAACUUUAAGAUUGUUCACUUGAGUUUUUUUAAUGAUUGACCUCCGGUCUAGACAUCUCGGAAAAGCUGAUAGUGAGAUUACACCACGUCCAAAUUCAGUGUGACAAUGGGAGAUAAGGGUUUGGUCGGUUCAGUGUGGGAAGUGUAGUAUGUUUAGGGUUAGUAUGUUAUAUAGAUGAACUACCUCGACUGGAAAUACCCAGGGGAGAUAAAGUCACACUUUGAUGUAAGAUUGUCUAAAAUGUUGUGCCCUAUGUUGCAUUUUUGGCCUUUUACUUCUAAUUUUUUUUUUUUUUUUUUUUUAGCUUAUCAAAGAACCUCUCAUUAAGGAGAGCCUUUUUUAUAGUACUGAAAACAUGAUCUGAUAAUGAAUGUUCAAGACACCUGAAUAUGAUUUUCAAAAUGAUACAAGAAGAAACAAUCUAAUCUUAGCAGUGAUGCAUGCAUUGCACACUGUAUCACAGUUUAAAGAUGAAAAUGCUUUCAAUCCAGUUUUAUAUUUGUUUUUAAAUUUGCACAAGAAACUAACCUGUAGGCUGAAAACAAAUAGUGAUCAGAGGCUUUAAAAAGGCAGUUUUGGGGAAUUUUACAAGAGACACAUCGUGGAACUUUAAGCUUCACCUUCACCUCUAAAUUGAUACAUAUUAGGUCACAGACCCCCAUUUCAUAAGACUUUGCUUCAGGGACCUCCAUGUGGAAAGAUUUUGGUUAUACAUCAGAAUUCUGUAGUUGAGGAGAUAACUGUUGGGGAACUCUUACCCACAUUGGGAUCACUUCUAUAGUAAAUUAAAGAGUAAAAAAGAGUAAACUACCCCCAUUUUUUGUGGACCCUCCUGGAACUCCCUUAAAGACCCCUAGUUGAGAACCACUAAAUAAGACGACCAAAACUUUUAUUUAAGAUGUUGUUGUGUAUGUUGUUGCUGUAAACUGCCUUAUUUUGCUUUAUGUCAUGAAUUGUUUAAAUUGUAUGCAAGGAUGAUUCAGAAGCAUGUUAACAAUACUGCUUACACUUCUUAGUAAUUGUACUUUUAAUAUGAGCUAAAUACAGAUUAUUGUGGGCUGUUAACAGAAAUGCACUUGUAAUCAUCUUGUUCAGAAGUGUAAAAAGUCUGGGUUAUUGGAACAAAAGGAGUUGGGCAGCCAUGUGCCAUGACGUGCUGACAAUAGACCACAGCUGCUGAUUUCACUUAUUCGUUUCAGAUGAUCAUCUCAGUGACUAUGUUUACAUGCACAAUGAUACUCCACUACUAUUCUAAAUGUGAUAAUAUUCCAGAUUUCAUCCAUGUUUAUGUAAACAGUACAUUCUGUUUGUAUAUUCCAAAUUAGGCCUUUUUUCCCCCCAAAUUUAGAUUUUUCCAAUUAAGAUGUGGGGUAUACUGGUAUUAUUUGGGUUUUAAUAGAAUUAUUUUGACAUGUGUACAGUGCAUUUGAAAUAUGCGUCUCAACUGAGUUUUUUAUUUUUUUACUGCAGUUUGUGACACAUUACAUCUUGCCUGUUUACAGUCAGCUCUGUGCAUUGUCAUGGAGACACUGUACACAAACCAACUCGCCAACAGUUAUAGAAAUGCAUGCCUAAAUUAAAAGACAAAAUUUUUAGUAAGGAGAGAAACACGCCUACUUUUAAACAUUAUGAAAGACUUGGAUGUCAACAGGUUUUUGGAUAUGCACAUAUAUUGUAUCACUGACCUUUUCAAGAGGGUGGUUGAAUGAAUUAAAGAGGAAGGCUGUGUUUGCAUGGUCAAAAAUUAUUGGCCACUGGAAAAGCUGUUUUUAAUAUUUUGAUGUGAUGAAUGACAUGUUUGGGCACGUAAUUUGGAGUAUGCACAGCUGCAUGCAAACGUGAAUAUGAGUGUAGGAUGCAUUUUCAUCUUAGAGGAAUAUUGUCUUCUUUUUUUUUCUUCUUUUUUUAAAAAUAAGGGCAAAAACCUGAAUAUUUUGCGCAUGUAAACGUGGCCAGUGAAGUCAGCUGCUGCAUUUUGUGGCAGAAUAAAAAACCUGCAGACUCUCUUUGCUCCAUGAAACAAGACUGCUCAUCCCUCAAUUAAAAUAUCUUCCCAUAGUAUACAAGCACAUUUAAAAUUUGUGACUCAAUGCUGUCAUGUUAAAUUUGUGACACAGUGUUGUUUCUCUUAACAGUGUUUUCAUAUUCACACACUACAACAGUGAUAAUGCUGAUCAGACUUUGCUAAACAACUAUAUAUUUGUAAGGCAGUGUGUGUGUUUUUUUUAAAUUCAAGACUCAAUGUAUGUUUCAUGUUUUAUGUUUGUGAAACAAAAUCCUACAAAUCACUUUGCUAAAAUUUCUUUUCAUAUCAGUGAAUAUUUUUAAUUUUUCCUUGCUGUUUUUUUAUCAUAUUUUCUACUGUGUUGCUGUGCUGAUUCUUGGUGUCUUGACAUUUUGUUAAAUAAACCACUUUUAUUCUU
Epinephelus moara (kelp grouper) is the source of this 7486-nucleotide messenger RNA. RefSeq lists its product as uncharacterized. The record is from RefSeq and is a predicted model, not a curated record. Gene Ontology annotation, biological process: sodium ion transmembrane transport. The coding region runs from base 367 to 2157 and encodes 596 amino acids. Gene Ontology annotation, cellular component: membrane. The transcript has 13 exons. Lineage: Eukaryota; Metazoa; Chordata; Actinopteri; Perciformes; Serranidae.